Molecule: messenger RNA, 354 nt
Organism: Phytophthora nicotianae INRA-310
Lineage: Eukaryota; Oomycota; Peronosporomycetes; Peronosporales; Peronosporaceae
Exons: 2
Coding region: 1-354 (117 amino acids)
Biological process (GO): carbohydrate metabolic process
Molecular function (GO): hydrolase activity, hydrolyzing O-glycosyl compounds
Source: RefSeq, a predicted model, not a curated record
AUGGGCCCGCAGCCUGCAGUGGAGAAGCUGCAGGCGCAGUGGCAACAAAUGGUGUCCAAGUUCGGCCCCAACAAGCUCCACCUCACGGAGACUGGCUGGCCGACCGCGGGUGAGAGCUACGCUGGAAAUGUUCCAUCGGUUGGUGCUCUCACGCAGUAUUUCUACGACUAUGUGUACGGCUGGUCCGCCGACAAGGGUCAGUCGUACUUUUUCAUGAUGUACGACACUGUUGUGAGCUACACGGGUGCCGAGUGCGAGAAACAUUUCGGCCUGUUCGGCACGGACAUGAAGCCGAAAUUUAGCAUCCCGCAGUGUCCGAACCCGAACCAGCAGCGUCGUCUUCGCCGCGACUAA